Messenger RNA from Octodon degus (degu), 645 nucleotides. RefSeq names its product iron-sulfur cluster assembly 1 (gene Isca1). The record is from RefSeq and is a predicted model, not a curated record. Gene Ontology annotation, cellular component: mitochondrion; cytoplasm. Gene Ontology annotation, biological process: iron-sulfur cluster assembly. The transcript has 4 exons. Gene Ontology annotation, molecular function: 2 iron, 2 sulfur cluster binding. The coding region runs from base 109 to 498 and encodes 129 amino acids. NCBI's taxonomy places the organism in Eukaryota, Metazoa, Chordata, Mammalia, Rodentia, Octodontidae.
GGACGCGUGCUCUGGUGCCUGUGGCGUCAGUCCGCCCGCCGUGUCCAUGGAGAGAGGUUGAGGGUUCUGAGGUCCUGCCCGAGGGACCCGGGCGCCCGGACGGCGAAGAUGUCGGCUUCCUUAGUCCGAGCCACCGUCCGGGCUGUGAGCAAGAGGAAACUACAACCCACCCGCGCCGCCCUCACGCUGACACCUUCUGCCGUAAACAAGAUAAAACAGCUUCUUAAAGAUAAACCUGAGCAUGUAGGUUUGAAAGUUGGCGUCCGAACCAGGGGCUGUAAUGGCCUUUCUUACACUCUAGAAUACACAAAGACAAAAGGAGAUUCUGAUGAAGAAGUUGUUCAAGACGGAGUCAGAGUGUUCAUUGAAAAGAAAGCACAGCUGACACUUCUAGGAACAGAAAUGGACUAUGUUGAAGACAAAUUAUCCAGUGAGUUUGUCUUCAAUAACCCGAAUAUCAAAGGAACUUGUGGCUGUGGAGAAAGCUUUAAUAUUUGAAAUCUCAGGACUCUUCCGGCUGUGAAACCCUGGGAAGCUUCCAGGAGCCUUGGAGCUUACUGAAGAAAUCACGUGAUUGUCAGUGCUUAAGGCUUAUGAUGUGUGGCCACCAGGUGGGGAAAUAAAGUGAUGCAUUUUGAAAAUGAA